UCUUCUUCUUAGAUGACCCCUGUUAUAUUCUUGUAAUCGAACGAGACUCGAACAUUAUAAACCUUUGAAAGCAUAUUUCAUAUAAUUUGGAGUUAAAGGCUUGGAUGUUGUUAGAUAUUUUUCACUUACACGAACGGGGAACUAUUUAACCUAGUCGGGAGAAGUACAACGUGUAGCUAGCAACAUGUCCGACCCAUCUGCCAAGACACCGGCGACAGCGUUGGGUACGGCUACUACGGGUGCUACCGCUGGGCCAGUAGUAUCUCCAGCAGCAGACGCUCCCUCGUCCCAAUAUCAGAUAUCACAGACUAGUAGUCCCCAUAUUCUUCCCGCGUCGCAUUGGGCUCAUUUACCACCCGUUAACGUGCGCGAGGAUGAUGAUUCUUCCUUUGAAGAUGCCGCCAGCUCGACCGCAUCCUUAACUGCUAGUAUCCUCGAGUAUCGGACUGUUCAUGGUCGCACAUAUCAUAGCGAACGCGGUAACGCGUUAUCCUGGGGCCCCAACGAUGCUAUUCACGAUGAGUCCAUGGAUAUCUUUCAUCAUACCGCGACGAUAAUGCUGGAUGGGAAAAUCCUUGCUGCUCCUCUUAGUGACGACGUUCAAAAAGUAUUAGACGUGGGUUGCGGUACUGGGAUAUGGGCGAUUGAUUUUGCUGAUCAGUAUCCUAACGCCGAAGUGAUCGGUGUCGACGUUUCACCGCAGCAGCCGCAAUGGAUCCCGCCUAACCUAAGAUUCGAGGUUGACGACGUAACACAGCCGUGGACGUACGAGCCUAAUAGCUUCGACUAUAUUCAUAUACGUUGGCUAGUGGGUGCUAUUCUAGACUGGUACGCCCUAUUCAGAGAAGCCUACCAGGCCCUAAAGCCCGGCGGAUACUUGGAGAGUCAGGAAUCUUCGUGUAUGAUCACGAGCGACGACGGCACAGUUAAAGACGGGUCCCCUCUAGAUCAGUGGAGCAAGGUAUUUUCAGAGGCUGGAAAGAAGACAGGUCGCACGUUCAACGUUAUAGAAGAUGACUUGCAAAGGAAAGCGAUGGAGGCUGCGGGCUUCGAAAUCACUUAUGAGACCGACAUCAAGACCGCAUUAAGUGGGUGGCCGCGAGACGAAAAACUUAGACAGAUUGGCUUGUACACCGGGCUUGCUGUAGGACAGGACAUUGAAGGAUUCUUGACUUACUUGUGGACUAUGGUCAUGGGCUGGACCCCGUCGGAGAUCCAGGUCUAUGCUGCACAUCUACGACGCGAUAUGCGCUCGCCUGAUGUACACGCCUAUUACCCUACGAGAAUAAUGGUUGGUCGAAAACCUCUGACGGCAGGGACUACCUCGUGACGACUACAUGUUUAUAUAUUUCUUCUAUAUAUACGUGUAGUCCCCAAAGGCUUCUUUCUAUACGGCAUUUAUUCAUUUGAAUAGAAUGGAAAGCAGAUAAGCGCAUAGGUAACACGGGAGCCAGCAGAUAUCGAAUACGCUGGAUACGUACCUAACCUGAGAAUCCCGGAAACAGUCUGGUGGCUGUUUUAUUGGAUGAUGAAGGAUUUCUUCCUUGUAUAAGACAUAGCUUCCGAAUGGAAAAAAAAAGUUAAAAAAAAGUUGAAAAAAGUUGAAAAAAGAAAAAGCAAAAAAACCUAUAACGAAACGUAAAGUAUGAAUCUAACCUCUGUUCUGAUACAUCAAGACUCGUUAAAUAGUGGCUGGUGGUGAAUAGCCAUAUCUAGAGGCCGAUCCGUACAGUUGUAACUUUCCACGAGCACAUGGCAAC
Messenger RNA from Daldinia decipiens, 1760 nucleotides. RefSeq names its product S-adenosyl-L-methionine-dependent methyltransferase. The coding region runs from base 185 to 1330 and encodes 381 amino acids. The record is from RefSeq and is a predicted model, not a curated record. Lineage: Eukaryota; Fungi; Ascomycota; Sordariomycetes; Xylariales; Hypoxylaceae. Gene Ontology annotation, molecular function: methyltransferase activity. The transcript has 9 exons.